AUGCAGAGCCUCGUUGGCUAUGAGCUACAUUACGGCCUAACUACGCUAGAUUGGGAGCUGCAGAUGAGCAUCCUCGAUGCAGGUUUGACCAGCGUCAAACCCCUAGUCACUCCCGAGAACCUGCCCGAAGUCUUACGCGUACAGUUUAUCCCCACCCCUUCUGCAAUUGCCAGUGUUUGGGAUCAAGCUCCCGGGUUCGGAUACGUAGCUCCAGCUUUCCCGAAUCCGCAACCUAGCAACGAUAUCCGCUUAUUCUGGCAGCGCGAGCCAGGCAAGAAACGAUUGUUGCAAUACGAGAUUCAGAAAACCAACAUCUACACCUCUUGGCUGGCGACCAGGUCGUUCUAUGUGGAGCGUUUCCUGACCCUCCGCGACGAAAGACGCCAGGCUGUUCAGCAGACAGCGCAACAAUCGCAAAUAGCCAUUUAUCGAAUGCCUCCUGACACAUCCCACGUAGGUACAGCCGCAAUCGAGGAAAUGGAACCAGAGCCCGAUGCGAUGCUUGGCCUCAAGUUCGAGGCGGAGCGCGAGGCAGUAGUGCAGGAUCUUAUGACUGUCCUUCUGUCUAUUCCACAACGGAACAUGGAGCCCAAUGGCGCAUCGCUCAUCAACAAGAUCAGGCAAGUAGCGUCGACUCUCCUCAACGAUACGUCUACCCGUAAAGGACCAGUGAUGCAGAAGAACGAGGCGUACUUGUCGCAAUUCUUGCACAUUCUUACUCGCCUGGAGAAGACUGGCCCGCCCGCUGGUAGUCGAAGCUCGGAUCACACUUCUGAUGAGCCCAUGACAGCCGAGGAGGAGGAGGAAGAGCUUCGAAGCUGGGCGGAUUUGCGAGACUACCAGGACGCUUUCAUCCGAAGUGGAGGCUUUGCUCGCCCCUAA
Molecule: messenger RNA, 882 nt
Organism: Phaeoacremonium minimum UCRPA7
Lineage: Eukaryota; Fungi; Ascomycota; Sordariomycetes; Togniniales; Togniniaceae
Product: putative zn 2cys6 transcription factor protein
Exons: 1
Coding region: 1-882 (293 amino acids)
Source: RefSeq, a predicted model, not a curated record